Molecule: messenger RNA, 4649 nt
Organism: Danio rerio (zebrafish)
Lineage: Eukaryota; Metazoa; Chordata; Actinopteri; Cypriniformes; Danionidae
Source: RefSeq, a predicted model, not a curated record
CAGUGAGCUGUAGAUAUUAGUGAUGAGUCAGCAGUUGCUUUAACCCCGUGUGUGCCGCAUUGAUCUGAUUUGAACUCACACUCACACACACACUCACACACACACUCACACACACUCGCACACACACACCGGCACCAGUGACCGAGGGAAGCAGCGCGAGACACCGGUGGGUUUACACUCCUUUUCGGCGAGACUCAGGUCAGACUGCAGUGUGUGUGUGACUGUGUGUGAUGCGCAGGGUGAGUGUGUGUGUGUCUGCAGUCGGUCAGUCUCCGCGCACCGGGAAGCAGCAGCAACAUCAUAGCCGUUUGAUCUGAAAUGACGACAGAGCCAGAGGGUAAAGCAGAGCAGCAGGGGGCGUGUGCGGCUCCGCCCCAUUCAGCCCCGCCCCUCGAUAACCAGCUUCCUCCUGCCGCCGCCCACAGCACACCUGUGAAGAAGGAUCAGGCUGGGGAGCGAGAGGUGGGCGGAGUCCCACAGGGGAAACCCAAUCAGCUGUCAGCAGAGGACGACGGCUCCUCCCACUGGUCAUCCUCCAGUAAACUGAACAGAUCUCCUGCCAAGAUCAGCAAGAAACCCAAAAACAUGCAGUGCAAGAUCACACUGCUGGACGGCUCCGACUACACCUGCGUGGUGGAGAAGCGAGAUAAGGGUCAGGUUCUGUUCGAUAAGGUGUGUGAGCAUCUCAAUCUGCUGGAGAAGGAUUACUUCGGCAUCACCUUCCGCGAUGUGGAGAAUCAGAAGAACUGGCUGGAUCCUGCCAAAGACAUGAAGAAGCAGAUCCGAGGUGUGGCCUGGAACUUCUCCUUCAACGUCAAGUUUUACCCUCCAGAGCCGGCGCUGCUGUCUGAAGACAUCACCAGGUAUUACCUGUGUCUGCAGCUGAGGGAUGACAUCUCGUCUGGUCGUCUGCCCUGCUCUUUCGCCACACACACUGUUCUGGGCUCGUAUACGGUGCAGUCGGAGCUGGGCGAUCACGACCCGGAGGAGUGCGGCUCUGAGUACACCAGCGAGUUCCGCUUCGCCCCGCAGCAGACCAAAGAGAUGGAGGAGAAGAUCAUCGACCUGCACAAGAACUACAAAGGAAUGACGCCCGCUGAAGCUGAGAUGCAUUUUCUGGAGAAUGUGAAGAAACUCUCGAUGUAUGGAGUCGACCUACAUCACGCAAAGUUGAUAGGACGAUUCUUUCACUGCUUUUCUCCAGCUAAAGGAGAGGACUCUGAGGGUGUGGAGAUCAUGCUGGGCGUGUGUUCGUCAGGCCUCCUCAUCUACAGAGACAGACUCCGCAUCAACCGAUUCGCCUGGCCUAAAGUGCUGAAGAUCUCCUACAAACGCAAUAACUUCUACAUCAAGAUCCGCCCCGGAGAGUUUGAGCAGUUUGAAAGCACAAUCGGCUUUAAACUCCCAAACCACAGAGCGGCAAAGAGACUGUGGAAGGUGUGUGUGGAGCAUCACACAUUCUUCAGGUUGGUGCUGCCUGAAACUCCCCCUAAGAAGUUCCUGACUCUGGGCUCUAAGUUCCGCUACAGCGGCCGGACGCAGGCUCAAACCAGACGCGCCAGCUCACAGAUCGUGCGGCCCGCACCCUACUUCCAGCGCUCCUCCAGCAAACGAUACACCAUGUCCCGCAGUCUAGACGGAGAGAUGGGCACAGCGUUGUACGGCGCAGCGAAGGGCAUUGCCAUGAGUGACCUGAUCACCACAGUGACCCCAGAGAAGAAGGUGGAGGAGGAGCCGCAGCCGCAGAAACACACACAUGCAGACAAGCAGAUGCAGCCGCAGACGGAGACAGAGACAGAGACGGACACACACACGCAGACGCAGACGGUGCUGGUGGAGAACGUGAUGAUUCUGGAGGACGACGACGAAACCACCAGAGCCACAGAGCUGUCACUGCCCAGCCCAGCAACACCAGCCCGCCUCGACACACGGACUGAUCUGACAGACACUGCUGUAGAUGGAGAACUGACCGCUACUGAGUCGGAUCAGGAGGACGAGUCUGAAGCAAAAACCAAGGAGGCGGAUCUGACGCCGGACGAGCAGCUGAAGCCGCAGACCAACAUCAGUGAGCUGAAAAGGACAUUCCUGGAGGGCGGAGCGGAGCCGGCGGGCCUUACCGAGUGGGAGAAGCGUCUGUCCUCGUCCCCGCUGCGCUCGCCGCGGCGGGAGGAACCGCCAAUGAUCGAACCCCUGGAGCUGGACGAGAUCAAGCAGGAAGUAGUGGUGGAGACACAGGAAGUGGCGGAGACACAAGAAGUGGCAGCGGCUCUGGAUACGCAGGAGAACAACAGGAAGGUUGAUGAGGAGUCUGACGGGUGGGUCAUUAUAAACAAGGUUCCUCCGUUUGAAGCACAUAAAGCACCAGUAGAAACUAGAGACAAAUCCUCCAUUCAGCCUGAAAUCAUAGUGCAAGACGCAUCUCCUCCAGCUGAACCGAUGAAGGAGUUUCCAGAAGACGUUCCAGCAGAGAAGAUGGAUCCGGAGAAGACCACCAAAGAUGAAGCUCCUCCAGAGAAGACCACUGUAGAGGAAGCUCUUCCAGAGAAGACCACCGUAGAUGAAGCUCUUCCAGAGAAGACCACCGUAGAUGAAACUCCUCUGGAGAAAACUAUAGAGAAGACCACUGUAGAUGAAACUCCUCCAGAGAAGAUUCACUCAGAGAAAACUGAAGAUGUUCCUCCUAAAGUUCCUCCUAAAGUUCCUCCGAAGGUUCCAGAGAAGAAACACAGCUCCAGUUAUAGGUUUCUGUCCUCCAUGAGCUCCGCACCGCCUCCGUCUUCAGUACGACCCAGGAGUGAGGAUCUGUCAGCGGGUCGGAUUUCUCCGGCGCUCCUCAGAACCUCCCCGACAGCCAAAGUGCCGAAGCCCAGUUUUGAGGAGAUGUCUCCUGAGCUGACGGCGCUCCUGCAGUCUGCACGCAGCUGGACGCCUGUUCCUGCAUCUGCGUCUCCAUCUGCGUCUGCAUCUGCUCUGGUCACGCCUGCGCCCGCAGCUUUACACACCCCACAGAAUCAGCCAUCAGAGAGUGUGGAUGAGCAUCUGGGAAAGGGUCUGACAGAAGAGGAGCGGCCGGCAGAUGAACCGCUGGACAAGCCUCAGGUACCUGCACCUCCAGCGGGCCCCUUGGAGCCCGAUGGGUAUUAUCAGGCAUGUGUUGCAUGUGUAGAGCCGCUGAGCUCCGUGCGAGCUCUUGAUGAGUCUGAGUCUGACGGCGACUCCAGUGACUCCAGCAGUGUGAACUCCACUAACCUCGAUGGACCCCUCGAGCGCGUGGCCCCACAGAGGGCCGAAUCCCCUAGCGAGAGUGAGUCUGAAGGAGAGAGCUUCACACUGUCCACCGAUGAUGAAGAUGAUGAUGGAGAUCGAUCGCCCAACAUCAGCCUAUCUGAGCAGAGGGGUGUAGCUGAGGGUCACAGUGGCGAGGUCGACCUGAUGGCUGGUGUAGAGACGGGCGUCUUGAGUUUCAGGAGUGUGUCAGGAGACACACACGACACACACGAGACACAUGACACACCUGUGAUCCAGACCGAGAUCAAGACCAUCACAUAUGAGGCCCUGCAGGCGGAGACAGAUGGUGAUGCUGAUCCUGGUGUCCUGAUGAGUGCUCAGACCAUCACAUCAGAAACCACCAGCACCACCACGACCACACACAUCACUAAGACGGUGAAAGGUGGUAUCUCAGAAACGCGGAUCGAGAAGAGGAUCGUGAUCUCAGGAGAUGCAGACAUCGAUCAUGACGAGGCUCUGGCUCAGGCCAUUAAAGAAGCUAAAGAACAGCACCCCGACAUGUCAGUGACCAAAGUGGUGGUGCAUAAAGAGACGGAGAUCACGCCGGAGGAGGCUGAGGAGUGACACAGGAUUAACAUUAUCUUCACGCAUUCUGGAGGACUCUCAUGUGUUCAUGCUGUGGAAAAUGAAGGAUUCUUCAGUGGAACAUCAGCAUCAAUGACUGAAUCACAGCAAUCUUCAUCUGAACACGUCUGGAGUAACACACACACACACACACUCACUCACUCACGCUUAGCGGCGCGUUUGCCACACUGAGCACUGUUACUGCAUGACCAGGGAACAAUUCUGCUAUUUGUGAGGAGACAACAGUAUUUAGAUGUUUUAGGAAAUCCUAUAUGAGCGCAGUGUAUAGUCAAACUAUAAAGGGACUGAAGAGUUGUCAAAUAUAGCGGUUACAGAUAUCUACGUUUAUUUAUUAUACUGCUCACUUAAAAAACAAAGGACAAACUUUGCACAAUAUUUAACCUCGCAAAGAUGUGCCAUCCCCACGUGUCUCCUUCAUCCUCUCACCUCUGAUUUGCUCAUGUGGAUUAAUAUUAAAGAGAGAAUAUGAAUAUGCCACACAUUUUCUCCAUGUAUCUUAGACUCGUGUUCUGUUGUUUUUACUUGAAUUCUGCACCUGUUCUGUUUGUUUUUGUCACCUGUGAAUGUUGAUUUUAGAGGAAUCGAGCAGUUUUGCUAUCCUGAGAGAUCAAUCCUCGGCCAGAGAGCCACAUCUGAGCCUUAAACUGUACAGAACCCUCCAGACCGACCCACAUGUGUGUGUUUGUGUCCAUGUUUGACCCUCAUGUGCAGCGUCGCCGCCCUGCUGACUGUUUCCCACACAAGCUCAAAUAAAAGCUCAAUUCCAUUUCUGGUAA